AUGGUUGUAUCAGGCGCAGGUGCCUUGCAAGCAGUUGUCCUGUGCGGUGGUCUGGGCAAUCGCAUGACCGAUCUGACGGAUUACAUCCCGAAAUGUAUGCUUCCAAUUGCUGGCGUACCAAUGUUCUGUGGAUUUUUAGAGGUAAUUUUGGUGGUUGCCGAGGCAUUGUUGACCGAAAUAAAGCAACUUUUAUCUGGCUGCACCUUGCCUCCGUUGCCUAAUUUACACAUCGAAUUCGUCUCACUGGGCACAGAUGCUGAGAAUUGGGGAACUGCCGAUGUAUUACGACAUAUUGCUGAUCGUAUCAAGAAGGAUUUUGUCGUUGUGAGUGGAGAUUUUGUAUCAGAUAUGAGUUUAUCGCCGAUGCUAGCAUUGCAUAGUGCUGAAAAUUCGGCACUGACAUGUCUUCUGACCGAUCGUUUUAUCACGGGCCCUGUUCCUGGCCUAAAAGCCCGACAAAGCGUAGGUAAGCGAUUCAGUUUGAUCUUUUAA
Messenger RNA from Gongylonema pulchrum, 492 nucleotides. The record is from the annotation of a GenBank genome assembly. Lineage: Eukaryota; Metazoa; Nematoda; Chromadorea; Rhabditida; Gongylonematidae.